GUUUACGACCGUUUCUACCAUCCGAUUGAGAAGCCGCGCACCUACAGUUCCUACUACUAUCAAAGUCUCCUGUAAAAACUUGAUGAGGGCAUGUUCGUGGUCUCUACAAAAACAGUUCCAUCUGAUAUUAGGAGCAAUCCGCACCAGAAGUUAGUAAGACUUCAGAAUGAUGAAGCUGCAGCUCAGACUACAGUUUCUGUUAUGGACCAUCUGCUUUUUAAAGCAGUAUGCUGUUAAGUAGUUCCCUAAAGAACUGAAUCAUCUGCUGUUGCUGUACUGUGCCCCGUUUCAUCUCAGUUGAACAUUACAUUUAUUAGAACAUGUACAAUGGAGUGUGAAGGAAGCACUAAAGAACCUCUCAAAGAUGUAACUGCUACCUGUGAAAAUGUUAAUGAGAAUGUACAGCUGGGAGUAGACAGUGGUGCUGUGGUACAGCUGGAACAAAAUACGGACAGCAAUGGACAAGGAGAGACACAGUCCAGAAGGAAUGAACCUACACAAACUGAAUUAGUAGACGCUAAGGGAAACAGACAGCCGUUUGAUUUUGGCAAGCCACUUGUGGAACAAAGCAAUAAACCCAAAGGAACCAUUAGUAAAAAUCACUCAGAAUUGCUACCUACAGAUCAGGAGAAGGCAGAAAUGCUUCCUCUAGCUACUGAAACAGCCUCUACCAUCAUAAGGCUGCCUUUUAAAGAGACUGACCAAAGGAAGAAUAUGUCUCCACAAUCUGCAAGGUCCAAGGCUAGGGCACUAAAGCAGACCCCUAGGUCUGCCAAGCCUCCUCCAGGAAAAGAUAGGAGAACUGUAAACCAGAACAACGGACAGAUGGAGUGUGAAGUGCAGCAUACAGAAGAACAGAAUGAUGUUGAAACAGCCCCAGUCUCAAAGGAGAAACACUUCAAAGGGGAUGUAGCUGAGGGCAUGGAACAUCUUUACCGUACCCAUAUCUGCCCUGAGUGUCGACGUUGUUUCAAGAAGCGAACCCAUCUAGUGGAGCACAUGCAUCUUCACUUUCCAGAUCCAAGCCUCCAAUGUCCCAACUGCCAGCGCUUCUUUACCAGCAAAAGCAAACUGCAUGUCCAUCUUCUAAGAGAAGCUGGGCAAAAAUCCCAUCGCUGUCAUCUCUGUGACUAUAGUGCAGUAGAGCGCAAUUCACUGAAGCGUCACCUGGCAAGCAUGCAUGAAGAUGAAACCAAUUUUUACUCUGACUUGUACCCCUGCCCUUCAUGUGGAGAAACAUUCCGGCUGAGUCAUGCUCUUAAGGAGCAUAUGAAGUCUCAUCACACUUUACCUGAGGAAAAAUCCUUAGUUUGCUUCCAACAGAACUGCAUCUUUGAAACACAAGAUAAGAAGGAGUUUCAGAAACAUCUGAAAGAUGUUCACAAACUGAAGGCAAUUGAGUGUCGCCACCAUGCCUGCAGUGCUCUGUUUAAAACCAAAGAUGAGAUGGAGGUCCACUACCGCACCCAUGCAGCUUUUCAUUGCCCACAUUGUGACUUUACUUGCUCUAAUAAGCACACAUAUCGCAAGCACAAGCGCCAGGGGCACCCUGGAUCAGAAGAGCUCUGUUGUUCUUUCUGCCCCUUUUCUUCCUUUAAUCCUGUGGAGUUUACUGAGCAUGUCAGCCGGCUGCAUGCCAAUGAAAAGACUCACACCUGUCCUGACUGUGGCUUUGCCACUGCACACAAAAGGGUUCUUGGCCGACACCGACUGCUUCACACUGGAGAGAAGCCUCACAAGUGCAGACUUUGUGAGUUUAGUUGCCGGGAUGUGAGUUACCUGUCUAAACACAUGCUGACUCAUUCCAGUGAUAAGAACUACAUGUGCUCUGAAUGUGGUUAUAUUACAAAAUGGAAGCAUUACCUCAAUGUUCACAUGCGAAAGCAUAUUGGGGACCUCCGGUACCAAUGUAAUGAGUGUUCGUAUCGCUGCCAUCGGGCAGAUCAGUUGAGCAGUCACAAGCUCAGACACCAGGACAAGACCUUGAUCUGUGAAGUCUGUGCAUUUGCUUGCAAGCGUAAAUAUGAGCUGCGAAAACAUAUGCGUGUGAAACACUCACAGGGCAACACUCAUCAGACACCAUUUCACCAGUGCCAGUACUGUAGCUAUCGAACUCACUAUCGUCAAGCCCUGCUAAACCAUGAAAACUGCAAGCACACAAGGCAAAGAGAAUUCAGUUGUGCAUUAUGUGCCUAUCGAACAUUCAGCAAUACCAGCCUAUUUUUGCACAAAAGGAAGGUCCAUGGUUAUGUACCUGGAGAUAAAGCCUGGUUAGAAAACUAUGCCCGUCAUGAAAUGAACAACAACACAUCAGAUAUUUUUCUUAGGAUCAGUGAAAGCCAUGAUUCCCCUGUUAAACUCAUGAAGUCUACUGAUGAUCACCUGCUUAAUUCCAAUAUUGCUGAUACAGAAUGUGCUGUAGAUUCAGGAACAUCAGAAAAUCUGCCAGAUCAAGAGCAACAAAUUGGAGUUGGUUGCAUAGAAGAGUCUAAAACAGAGAUGCAUGAGUCCCAAACAAAACUAUGCAGUGAAGAAUCCCCUCAAAUCUGUGAUGCAGAAACCAGUAAUCAGGUUUGGUCCUCAGAGACCUGUCAGACUGUCGAAUCUUGCCAAGAAAUAGUUGUAACAGACAAGAUUGUUCUUGAAGUUCCUUCAGAUAACCAGAUGGAAUGUUACAGCAUUGUAAUGACUCCAAUUUCCACCGUUCAGCUUGAUACUGAUAAUUUUACAAUGGAUAAGGAGGGAAGCAAAACUUUAUUAACAGUGUCAGGUGCUGUGGAAUAUCAGAGUGAUAAAGAUAUCAAAAUUGCAUCCAUAAGCGAAAUCAACCAAAAUGAGGAACUGGAGGAAGAGGAAAUGGAGGUUGUGCCCGAAACUGAGCAUGAGGAUCAGUGUGAUGCCUCACAAGGCAGAGUAUUUACUUUAGAAGUGGAGCUUAACCAGACUGCAGUGGAAAAGAACAAGGUCAACAUGGAUGGUAGCCCGCAGUGUCUGUCAGGAAGUCAUACAUGUGAUGUGGAAGAGAUGGAAGGGGUGGUAGAUAUUAAUUUAGACAGUUCAAAAGAUCCAUCAGCUAUGGGUAAAGGUCAGGAGAAAAGCAAUCAUUUGCAGUCCGACUGUUUGAUUAAGGCCUUGAGAAAGCAAGAUAAAGAACAAGCAGAGGCAUUAGUACUUGAAGGAAGAGUUCAGAUGCUUGUUGUCCAAACUAGAUCAGCAAUAUUUAGAUGUGACAGGUGCACAUAUGUGACACGUAAACAGUCAUCACUGAUUUUGCACUGUCAGUCUGCUUGCCGUGCAAGGAAGGUUACUUUCAACUGUGAAGAAUGUGGUGCAAUUUUCAAACAGCAGCGUGGUUUGGACUCACACAGGUUAAGAAAAUGUCCUGCUCUCUCCAGAAGGGGCAAACGGCUUACUAGGCUAACACCAACUAGUUCUGAAAAAUCAAUAGCAGAUGACAACUCUACAGCAGUUCAGUCUGGAGAAACAGAAAUGGAAGCCAUACAGUUGAAUGUAGGACUGAUCAAACCUGGCACAGUUGGAAACCGUGAGAUGAAAGCUACUGAAGACAAAGGUGAGCAUUCAGCCUUUACUUCUGUUAUGCCUCAGACCAAUGGAAAUCAAGAGCAACAAACCAAAACAGAGCAGCAGACGUUACAAACAGCCAAUGCAGCAAGAAACACAGUUGUUUCCGUUCGCAAAAAGGUCACCAUGGAUUCCUCUGACUUCAAAAACAAGAUGAAGAAUUCAGUAAUGUAUCAUCAGGAGGGUAAAAAAUUUAAAUGCAGCAGGUGUUCUUUUAUGUGUUCCCGCCAAUCAGCCAUUGAACGUCACUUCAGCACUUUCCCUCAUCAGACCUUUACUGAAACAGUGCUACAUAGAGGAUUGGAGGCAUCCAAGAAAGGGCAAGUGCCACAGAAUGUUGGGAACAUUUUAGGGGAUGGUACAGGCAGUGAAGAAGAUGAGAAGAAUGAAACAACAAAGAAAAACCGCCGUUUCUCCUGCCGCAGCUGUUCGUUUACAUGCCACCAGAAGAGAGCCCUGGAAAGUCACGUAAAACGUGGCUGCCUCAAACCAAAUGAAAUUCAGUGCCAGCUUUGUUCCUUUGUAGGCAAAUCAAAAGUUUCCCUUCUCCGUCACAGAGAGUUGCACAGUAAGAAAAAACAUCAGCCUGUUGUAGGGGGCAAGAAGCCUCUUCUUCAUUGUGAGCAGUGCCCGUUUACCUGUAAGCAGGCUCGCUGUUUGCUCCAGCAUGUUGCUCUUAAACAUGAAGGUUUGAAACCACAUAGAUGUCAAUUCUGUGAUUUCAGCACAACCCGCCGCUAUCGCCUUGAAGCCCAUGAGUCAUUGCACACUGGCAUUGGACGAAUUUGCUGUGAACAGUGUGGUCAGACAUUUGGCACAAACUCAAAGUUGAGGCUUCACCAUCAGCGUGUUCAUGAGAAGCGGCCAACACAUUUCUGCCAGCUGUGCGAUUACAGUGGUUACAAUGGUAAUGACAUAAGCCGACACACUCUUAGCUGCCAUACAGGAGAUUUGUUACACACAUGUACAGAAUGUUCAGCCAAGUUUAGUUCAGAAACCGCACUGAAACAGCAUAGUCAACGAAAGCACCAGAAGUCUACUAGCCUCACAUGCACACAAUGCAGCUUCUCAUGCCACAGCCAAGUAACUCUAAAGUGUCAUCUACAGCGCAAGCAUCCACAAUUGCAGUGUUCUACUUGUCAAGUCUCCUUUGAAACCCGAGAAGAUUUAGAGGAACAUCGUAAGACUCAUUUUAGCCAACGAUGUCCACUGUGCCCUUUUGCUGCAAGGGAACGCCAACUGCUUGCUCAGCACCUGCUUGAAAACCAUGAGGAUGGUCCACUUACUGAGAAACCCCUGAAGUGUGCUGCUUGUGAGUUUGCCUGCAGUCACCAGUUGGUAUUUGAACAACAUGUGCGGUCUCAUGGGGGUACCCGCCUAUACAAGUGCAAUGAUUGCCAGUACACAACACGGAAUCGGCAAAAAAUCACCUGGCAUAUGCGCAUUCACACUGGAGAGAAGCCAUACCAAUGCAGCCAGUGCAGCUACGCCUGUGCAGAUCCUUCACGCUUAAAGUACCACAUGCGGACACACCAGGAAGAGCGGAAAUACCUUUGCCCAGAAUGUGGAUACAAGUGUAAAUGGGUGAACCAGUUAAAGUACCACAUGACAAAACAUACGGGUGCCAAACCCUAUGAGUGUGAGGAAUGCGAUUACUGCACCAACAGAGCAGAUGCCCUUCGGAUCCAUCGUGAGACCCGCCAUCGUGAAGCUCGUUCAUUCAUUUGCGAACAGUGUGGCAAGGGUUUCAAGACACGCUUUCUUCUCAAAACUCACAUGAAAAAGCACAGUGACGAUCGCCCUUACGUGUGUCGGGUGUGCUUGCGUGGCUUCCGGUGGGCUGCUGGGCUGCGGCAUCACUACCUUACUCAUACUAAACAACAUCCAUUUUACUGCUUGCAUUGUUCCUAUCGGGCUAAGCAAAGGUUUCAAGUGGUGAAGCAUCUUCAACGACACCACCCGGAGAUGAUUGAUGGCAAGGACCCCCAGCAAGGUGUGGGGAAGGACCCUGGGUCCCAACUUGUGCUGCAGCAAGCUCGACUAAAAGUGGCGAAAGAUACUGCUGGUCCCGAAGCUCAGGAGCAUGAGCUAAUGCAUGAUGGGAAGGGCUGAACAGCACAAUUGAACCAGUGGUGGCCAAAUUGAAAUGAAUUCACCUUGAGGAAUUCAGGCUCAAACUGUUCAAAAGUUAUACUUUAUUGGUUAUUGUACAAAAUUUGAUUUCUGAUUUGUUUAUGUCUGUAGAAUAGUAUUUCUUUAUUUGUAUUUGUUUAACCUGUUUUUGAACCAGUUAAUUGGAAAACAAACUGA
Polypterus senegalus (gray bichir) is the source of this 5892-nucleotide messenger RNA. RefSeq names its product zinc finger protein 142 (gene znf142). The transcript is spliced from 9 exons. The record is from RefSeq and is a predicted model, not a curated record. Gene Ontology annotation, biological process: regulation of gene expression. Gene Ontology annotation, cellular component: nucleus. NCBI's taxonomy places the organism in Eukaryota, Metazoa, Chordata, Cladistia, Polypteriformes, Polypteridae. The coding region runs from base 328 to 5694 and encodes 1788 amino acids.